This is a messenger RNA of Quercus robur (English oak), 1421 nucleotides long. Its product is annotated as polyamine oxidase 1-like. The coding region runs from base 69 to 584 and encodes 171 amino acids. Gene Ontology annotation, molecular function: polyamine oxidase activity. The record is from RefSeq and is a predicted model, not a curated record. Gene Ontology annotation, biological process: polyamine catabolic process. The transcript has 3 exons. NCBI's taxonomy places the organism in Eukaryota, Viridiplantae, Streptophyta, Magnoliopsida, Fagales, Fagaceae.
CUUGGCCUAAGCUUUGUUGCUGGGAAGUUCCAAUUAAUAUUAUAAUUGUUGGAUUAAAUAUUAACAUAAUGAAUAAAAUAAUGAAACAGAGGUGGAAAAUGGAGGCCAUACAGACAUGUGAAGUGAUGGUGUACACAAAGAUCUUCUUAAAAUUUCCACAUAAGUUCUUGUCAUGUGGACCCGGAAAAGAGUUCUUCAUGUAUGCUCACGAGAGGGGGGGAUACUACAUGUUCUGGCAGCACAUGGAGAAUGCAUUCCCUGGUUCAAAUAUCCUGGUUGUAACGUUGACGAAUGGGGAAUCAAAACGUGUAGAAGCCCAGUCAGAUGAAGAAACAUUGAAAGAAGCUAUGGGGGUUCUUAAGAACAUGUUUGAACCCAACAUACCUAAUGCCACAGAUAUACUAGUGCCCCACUGGUAUAAAAACAGGUUCCAACGUGGCAGCUACAGCAACUAUCCAAUCAUCUUUAAUAAUCAACUUGUUCACAAUAUUAAGUCCCCAGUGGGACGCAUCUUCUUCACCGGUGAACACACAAGUGAACAAUUUAGUGGUUAUGUCCAUGGAGGAUACUUAGCAGGUAAGUAGAUUAUUGUAUCUUGUAUUUUUGAAUUGUAGGUUCCAAUUAUCAGGAUGACUUCUAACAUCUUAUUCGGGCUAUGUUAUUCUCUUGAUCAACUAACCGGGUAUCGACACUAGUAAAGCUCUGUUGGAUGAAAUAAGGAAAGAAAGAAAAACUGAGAAUCAAAAUCAUUUGUUAGAGCCCUUGUUAGCAUUGACUGGGUCGUUAACUUUGACGCAAGCAGAUGCAGUCUCAAGUCUGCACAAAUGUGAUAUUCCCACUCAAUUAUAUCUUAGUGGGAAACUCAAUAUUCCAGAAGCUAUAUUGUGACUAUAUGGACCUAUACAAAAAUGGCACUUUGUCGAUGAUGAUGAUGACGAUAAAAAUAUGACCAAUGAGACUGCUUGCCUAAUGGAUUUGGUUCUGCAUUCAGUUCAAGCCCUUGAGUCCAUCCAUAUGCUAGGAUGAAUUGAGAUACAAAAGGCAGGUUACGGAAGAAAUGCAAAAGGUUGCUUGGACCAUAUGUGUAGCUGCUACAUUCAUGAUCAUAAUAGAGCCGAGUUUUGGAUUCUUGAAGGGAUUUUGGUUUGGGCAUACGUAUAAAAGAUUGUUUAUUGGAAGGACUGAGAUUAAGAAUAGGAAAGGCCUUACAAUUCUAAUUUUACAUGUACCAAGUCUCACUUGACCCACUCUUAUUUCUAAUUCUAUUUGAAUAAUUGAUUAUGCAGAGAUUUCUAAUUCGUCCCAUCAAACCCAAUGGCAAUCUAAUUUUAAGCUAGUAAAUGAGGCCAUAAGUGUAUUAAUACUUUUAUCAUUGUAGACUCAGAUUCAAAAAAAGGUAAUUUAAAAUUCAAUGCAAUAUA